Marmota monax (woodchuck) is the source of this 800-nucleotide messenger RNA. It is a transcript of the gene Pttg1, whose product is annotated as PTTG1 regulator of sister chromatid separation, securin. The transcript has 6 exons. Lineage: Eukaryota; Metazoa; Chordata; Mammalia; Rodentia; Sciuridae. The record is from RefSeq and is a predicted model, not a curated record. Gene Ontology annotation, biological process: chromosome organization. Gene Ontology annotation, cellular component: cytoplasm; nucleus. Bases 139 to 741 code for a protein of 200 amino acids.
CCCCAGGCCCCGCCUCCUCGCGGAGGAGCCAAUUGAAUCGCGAGUUGUGUUUUAAACCGGGGGCGUGCGGCGUCUCUGGCCGCGCCGUUUUGGUCCCCGGUUUCUCAUACAUACGUCUCAUCCCUAGAGCAAUCCAGAAUGGCUACUUUGAUUUUUGUUGAUAAGGAAAAUGGAGAACCUUGUACUCGUGUGGCUCCUAAGGAGGUGCUGAAGCGGGGGCCUGGGCCUGUUAAAGCCUUAGAUGGGAGGUCUCAGGUUUCAACACCACUUGUUGGCAAAACGUUUCAUGCUCCACCAGCCCCUAAAACUGUCAGAAAGGCUUUGGGAACUGUCAACAGAGCUACAGAAAAGACAGUAAAGACCAAUGCACCCCUCAAACAAAAACAACCAACCUUCCCUGCCAAAAAGAUGACUGAGAAGACUGCUAAAGCAAAAAGCUCGGUUCCUGCCUCUGAUGAGACCUAUCCAGAAAUAGAAAACUUCUUUCCCUUCAAUCCUUUAGAUUUUGAGAGUUUUGACCUGCCUGAGGAGCAUCAGAUUGCUCACCUCUCCUUGAGUGGAGUGCCUCUCAUGAUCCUUGACGAGGAGAGAGGACUUGAAAAGCUGUUGCAGCUGGGCCCCCCUUCGCCUGUGAAGAUGCCAUCACCACCAUGGGCAUCUGAUCCGCUGCAGUCCCCUUCAAGCAUUCUGUCAACCCUGGAUGUGGAAUUGCCACCCGUUUGUUAUGACAUGGAUAUUUAAAUGUCUUAGUGCUUUGUAGUUCGUUUGUGUUAAUAAAGCAUUUGUUUAACAGGCCCUAA